Eptesicus fuscus (big brown bat) is the source of this 1523-nucleotide messenger RNA. It is a transcript of the gene ERP44, whose product is annotated as endoplasmic reticulum protein 44. The record is from RefSeq and is a predicted model, not a curated record. Lineage: Eukaryota; Metazoa; Chordata; Mammalia; Chiroptera; Vespertilionidae. The transcript has 12 exons. Bases 187 to 1407 code for a protein of 406 amino acids.
AGGCCUCUCUGGAAGUUGUCCCGGGUGUUCGCCGCGGGAGCUCCGGGUCGAGAGGACGGGGUGUCGCUGCCGGGAGAUUCCUCCGCUGCCGCCGGCCCCCGGAGCCCAUCCCUUUCCUAACCCAACCCAACCUUUACCCAGUCCCAGCGGCCAACGCCUGUCUCUGCCGCGGAUCCCAGCGUUACCAUGAAUCCUGCCGUCUUCCCAGCCUUCCCCGACUUGAGAUGCUCCCUGCUGCUCCUGAUAACUUGGGUUUUUACUCCUGUAACAACUGAAAUAACAAGUCUUGAUACAGAGAAUAUAGAUGACAUUUUAAGAAAUGCUGAUGUUGCUUUAGUAAAUUUUUAUGCUGACUGGUGUCGUUUCAGCCAGAUGUUGCAUCCAAUUUUUGAGGAAGCUUCCAAUGUUAUUAAGGAAGAAUAUCCAAGUGAAAAUCAAGUAGUGUUUGCCAGAGUUGAUUGUGAUCAGCACUCUGAUAUAGCCCAGAGAUAUAGGAUAAGCAAAUACCCAACCCUCAAAUUGUUUCGUAAUGGGAUGAUGAUGAAGAGAGAAUACAGGGGUCAGCGGUCAGUGAAAGCACUUGCAGAUUACAUCAGGCAACAAAAAAGUGACCCUGUUCAAGAACUGCAUGACUUAGUAGAAAUCACCACUCUUGAUCGCAGCAAAAGAAAUAUUAUUGGCUAUUUUGAGCAGAUGGAUUCAGAACAUUAUAGAGUUUUUCAAAAAGUAGCAAAUAUUUUGCACGAUGAUUGUGCCUUCUUUUCUGCAUUUGGGACUAUUUCAAAACCAGAAAGAUAUAGUGGAGACAAUAUAAUCUACAAACCACCAGGGCAUUCUGCUCCAGAUAUGGUAUACUUGGGCUCUAUGACAAAUUUUGAUGGGAUUUACAAUUGGAUUCAAGAUAAAUGCGUUCCUCUUGUCCGAGAAAUAACCUUUGAAAAUGGAGAGGAAUUGACAGAAGAAGGACUGCCUUUUCUAAUACUCUUCCACAUGAAAGAAGAUACAGAAAGUUUAGAAAUAUUCCAGAAUGAAGUAGCCCGACAAUUAAUAAGUGAAAAAGGUGCAAUAAACUUCUUACAUGCGGACUGUGACAAAUUUAGACAUCCUCUUCUGCACAUACAGAAAACCCCAGCAGAUUGCCCUGUAAUAGCUAUUGACAGUUUUCGGCAUAUGUAUGUGUUUGAAAACUUCAAAGAUAUAUUAAUUCCUGGAAGACUCAAGCAGUUUGUAUUUGACUUACAUUCUGGAAAACUUCACAGAGAAUUCCAUCAUGGUCCUGACCCAACUGACACAGCCCAAGGACAGGACGCCCAGGAUGUAGCAAGUAGUCCCCCCGAGAGCUCUUUCCAGAAACUAGCACCCAGCGAAUAUAGGUAUACUUUAUUGAGAGAUCGAGAUGAGCUUUAAAAACUUGAAAAACAAUUUGACUUUCAAACAGCAGCAUCAACUUACGUGGUGGAAAUAGUAAACCUAUAUUUUCAUAAUUCUGUGUAUUUUUAUUUUGAAUAAACUGAAAGAAGUUU